Molecule: messenger RNA, 786 nt
Organism: Brettanomyces nanus
Lineage: Eukaryota; Fungi; Ascomycota; Pichiomycetes; Pichiales; Pichiaceae
Exons: 2
Coding region: 1-786 (261 amino acids)
Biological process (GO): translation
Cellular component (GO): cytosolic small ribosomal subunit; ribosome
Molecular function (GO): structural constituent of ribosome
Source: RefSeq, a predicted model, not a curated record
AUGGGAAGAACAUCCGUUUUGGCUGACGCUUUGAAGUCUAUCAACAAUGCCGAGAAGACCGGUAAGAGACAAGUCUUGAUUAGACCUUCUUCUAAGGUUAUCGUCAAGUUCUUAAGAGUUAUUCAAAAGCACGGAUAUAUUGGAGAGUUCGAGUACAUUGAUGACCAUAGAUCCGGUAAGAUUGUUAUUCAGUUGAACGGUAGAUUGAACAAGGUCGGUGUCAUCCAGCCAAGAUUCAAUGUCAAGAUCGGCGAGAUUGAGAGAUGGACUGAUAACUUGCUACCAGCCAGACAGUUUGGUUACGUUAUCUUGACCACUUCCGCUGGUAUUAUGGACCACGAGGAGGCUAAGAGAAAGCACGUUUCUGAAAACGUCACUUUAGGUCCACAGGCCAAAGGCUCGCAAGAAGUGUUUGGUGUUGCACACAUAUACGCCUCUACAAACGAUACUUUCGUCCACGUUACGGAUUUGUCCGGUAGGGAAACUAUCUCUAGAGCUACCGGGGGUAUGAAGGUGAAGGCUGACAGAGAUGAGUCUUCUCCAUAUGCUGCCAUGUUGGCCGCUCAAGAUGUUGCCGCUAAAUGCAGAGAGGUUGGUAUUACCGCCGUCCACGUUAAGAUGAGAGCUACCGGUGGUACCAGAGCUAAGACUCCAGGUCCAGGUGCCCAGGCUGCUUUAAGAGCCUUGGCCAGAUCCGGUUUGAAGAUUGGAAGGAUCGAAGAUGUUACUCCUAUUCCAUCUGACUCUACCAGAAAGAAGGGUGGUAGAAGAGGUAGAAGAUUAUAA